This is a messenger RNA of Prorocentrum cordatum, 808 nucleotides long. The record is from the annotation of a GenBank genome assembly. NCBI's taxonomy places the organism in Eukaryota, Dinophyceae, Prorocentrales, Prorocentraceae.
UGGAGGAUUACAAUGAUGGGAACAACGUUCAUAGACCAUGCACCAGGGAGGCCCGAGCCGGACACGGUUCGCUGUCUUAUCGCCGAACAGUUUACAAGUAGUUGGCACCGCGCAUGGUUUUGUUAACAGUGGGAGAUUACACCAUGGAUGUGUACUGGGAUGGUAUCGAUAUCUGGGCUUCGCGUAGAGCGGCUUGUCGUGUGUAUCGCACAUCGUCUGGGCUCGGAAGCAUGUUGCAGUGUUUGAUCACUUUCCUUGCUGCGAUCUUGCUUACAUCGGUGCGGCUCCAAUGAAAGCGCAGGUGUCUCAAGAGAGCAGCUGGUCGCACCCAAUGGAUUCUGUAUUCAAGGAAAUCGUGGAGUUGGUGAAGGCUUUGCGUACGGAGCAGCCGGCCGCAUCCGCCAUCCGGCGUGCCGAGGCCGUGCAGGCGCAUCUGCAGGCGGUGCAGCAGCGCGCCGUGGCGCAGCUCGAGGGCUGGAGCGGGCCCUACUCCUCGGACGCAGGCCAGUAUUACUACAACGCGACUCUCGGCGUGAGCACGUGGGACAAUCCUGUGGAAGAGUGGCAGCAGGAGCUCCUCAUCAGGCAGCAGGUGCUGCAGAGGUGCCUGCUCCCGGACCAGAAGCCGCACGGCGCCCUCCUCGCGGACGGCGGGGGCGUCGUGGGCCUCACGCCGCUGCCCCUCGGGCUCGCCGCUCCGACCGCCGACGCCGUCAUGAAACCGCCGGUGUCCCCGUCGUCGGCGCGCUCCUUCGCGACGGCCCGCUCUGGCUGCUCAGCGCGCACUGCCGGGGUGAAAUCGCCCAGG